AUGGCUCCGACGUCAAGCUGGAUCAUUGCAAUAUUUCCUUUUGCCCUUUACGCCGUCUUUGCCUUGGUCAGAUACUUCUACUUCCACGAUGCGCCCCCACCGGGCCUCAAAUUGAUACCUGGCCCGACGAGCACAAUCCCUUACAUUGGCAGAGUCCACGAUGUCGACCCGACUUGUCCGGAGAUUUCCAUGAGGAGAUUUUGCGACCAGUAUAAUGGUAUCUUCAGGCUUACGAUAUGUGGUGAGAUGCACAUAUGGAUUGGCGACCAGGACAUUGCAUUCGAACUGCUAUGCCGGAGGGCAAAGAAAUACUCUUCACGGCCCAUGGUACCGGCAAUACCAGGGAGUGACUCACAAGGACUAUAUCUUCCUCUUUUGGCUGCUGAUGAUCACUGGCGAAGGCAACGUCAUUUCGCGAACACAUCACUUAUGGCCAGUCUGCAACAGCAGUAUCAAGGCUAUAUCGACUUAGAAAUCAGGCUAUUCCUCCGACGGCUAUUGACGAGUCCCAAGGAUCAUUUCACGCAUUUGCACGACUUCUGUGGCCGUAUCAGUGCUAGACUUGGCUACGGCAGACCCGAGCCGUCUGCUGCGCUCAGUGAGAAUGCCAUCACAUUCAUUGGGCAGAUCUCCCCUUCUGGUCCGAUCACGAAUCUGCUUCCAUUUCUCGGUCACCUUCCCGAAUGGCUUAAUCCGUCCAUCAGGCGGGUGAGAGAGCGCAGGGAGAAAGAAGCAGAACUCUUCAAACAUCUCAUGGCCCAAGCCCGUUCCGAUAUGUCGAAUGGGACGUUACCAAUGAGUUAUGCUCGCAACUACAUUGAGCAGAAAGGAGCAUCAAAUGCCCAUCCCUUCGACUUCGAAGACGAAGAAGAGGCCAUAUAUGCCGUCGGCAUGCUCGUCACAGUCGCCAUCUUCACCAUCGGAGGCCCACUAUACUGCUUCUUCCUAGCCAUGGUCCUCCACCCCGAAUGGCAAACAAGAGUACGCGAGGAAUACGACGCCGUAAUCGGCGACCGCCCAGUAGCCAUGAAAGACUCACCCAACCUUCCUGUCCUGCGCGCAGCCAUCAAGGAGUGUUUCCGCUGGCGGCCCCCAGUCGCACUAGGCGUCCCUCGCCUCGUCGAGGAAGACGACGAGUGGAACGGGUAUUACAUUCCCAAAGGCGCCGUCGUCCACGCAGUCGACCUGGCCAUGGCGCGCGACGCAAACAUCUAUCCUGACCCCGACUCAUACCGUCCCGAGCGCUGGCUGCAGAGCGAUUUCCCGACGUAUCGAGAGCCGCUCACCGAGUAUCCGCGGUUCAAGGGCUAUCAUGGUUUCGGCAUGGGCCGUCGCGUCUGUAUGGGCAUCGAGCUCACCGAAGCGGAGUUACUCGUCGCGUGUGGCUCGAUUGUCGGCUCUUUCGAGCUGAAGCCGACAACGAAUGCCAAAGGCGAGCCACAGUGGCCUCACGACUACAAGUUCACGCCUAAUCUGAUUGGCGGACCGCUUCCUUUCGAGCUUGACAUCGAGGUUCGUAGUCCCGAGCGGGCGAAGCUAAUUGAGGCUUGGUACCAGGAGAGCAGGUAA
Messenger RNA from Pseudovirgaria hyperparasitica, 1569 nucleotides. RefSeq names its product cytochrome P450 oxidoreductase. Gene Ontology annotation, molecular function: oxidoreductase activity, acting on paired donors, with incorporation or reduction of molecular oxygen; heme binding; iron ion binding. The transcript is spliced from 3 exons. The coding region runs from base 1 to 1569 and encodes 522 amino acids. NCBI's taxonomy places the organism in Eukaryota, Fungi, Ascomycota, Dothideomycetes, Acrospermales, Acrospermaceae. The record is from RefSeq and is a predicted model, not a curated record.